Messenger RNA from Scophthalmus maximus (turbot), 1085 nucleotides. RefSeq names its product iron-sulfur cluster assembly scaffold protein IscU. Bases 69 to 566 code for a protein of 165 amino acids. Gene Ontology annotation, cellular component: cytoplasm; mitochondrial matrix. The record is from RefSeq and is a predicted model, not a curated record. Gene Ontology annotation, molecular function: ferrous iron binding; 2 iron, 2 sulfur cluster binding. Gene Ontology annotation, biological process: iron-sulfur cluster assembly; intracellular iron ion homeostasis. The transcript has 5 exons. Lineage: Eukaryota; Metazoa; Chordata; Actinopteri; Pleuronectiformes; Scophthalmidae.
GCGCCUCCCGCACCGGGCUCGAGCCGCUCUUCUCUUUCGAACUGCGUCAUUCCGACUUGUUUCUCAACAUGGCGCUGACCACGGCGAACAAGUGUCUCAGUCCUCUGUCGUUCCUCUCCCGGAGGCUCGCUGCUCCGGAGUUCAUCACCCGCUGCUGCUACCACAAGAAGGUGGUCGAUCAUUAUGAGAACCCAAGAAAUGUGGGCUCACUGGACAAAACCUCCAAGAACGUUGGGACCGGCUUGGUCGGAGCUCCAGCCUGUGGAGACGUGAUGAAGCUCCAGAUCGAGGUGGACGAACAGGGGAAGAUUGUGGAUGCCAGGUUCAAAACCUUCGGCUGCGGCUCUGCCAUUGCCUCCAGCUCUCUGGCCACCGAGUGGGUGAAGGGCAAAUCUGUGGAUGAAGCUUUGACAAUCAAGAACACUGACAUCGCCAAAGAGCUCAGUCUUCCCCCGGUGAAACUCCACUGCUCCAUGCUUGCGGAGGACGCCAUCAAGGCUGCUCUGGCCGACUAUCGCCUCAAGCAGCAGGACGACCAGCAGGGGGCAGCCAGGGUCAGCCAGUAGACCGACCGCUCUCGCUCUGAGCCGGACGCCACUGCUUUACUCCCUGCUGCCAGAGAGAGAAGUAGCUGUAGUCCACUUUCCUGUAGUACCGAUAACGCACACCUAAUAUGUUGAUGACACGUACACCACCGUCAACCCUCUGUAGCAGUGUUACACCAGACUUAGUCUGUUGUCUUCUAACCCUGCACAUCUCUCAGCCUGUCACAUGAACGCACAAUGUGAGCCCCCGUUUGAGUUGUUGGAACAAAGUUACAAAGUGAGCCUUAUUUUUGAGAUUGUGAUAUAUUUUAAGAUUUUGUGCUUCAGGAGUGUGUAUCGAAAAGGUGUGAUGGAGAUAUUGAUUAAAGCUAAGAGCUGUGUGAGUGUCCUGUCUGCACCCUAAAGCAUUGACCUUUUAUAUACGCAAUUAAGCAAAGUGGCUUGAAACAAUGAAAGGGUCCACUGGUUUUAAGUGUAAUUUAUGAUUAUUUAGUCAUGCUUCUGUGGAAAUGUAUGCAAUAAAAACUAUCCUGAAUCAUA